ACGAGACGGUCAUUUGCGGAAUCGCCAGUUCACGGGAUUGGCCAGUCGUUUCAGCGGGUGCAAGAGAGAAAAUCUGGGGGCGUUUGCGCCUUAAAUUUCUCCCUUUACCUAGGUACCACGGAGGAGCAGUUUCUUUGCUCGUUCUGUCCCUAGGCGUGCCUUGGCGUGGCGGCAUUUUGCCAUGUGUCGGCUGGCGAUCCGUGCGUCGUGUACAAGUUUUCCUCGUGCGUCUCCUUGGGUGUUGCUGGCACAGUGCACUGGCGCGAACGAUUGUUGUCGUUUGGUCAGUGGUCUCCCGUGAAGAACCUGUCACCACAAAAGUGAAUUGACGUCAGUGCAAAGAUUUAAAGGAACUUGCAUGGCUUGUGUACAGGAUACAACAUUUCUUGGGAGUGUUCUCAGCCUAGGUUGUGAAAGACUGCUUUAAACUCAUGGGGACAACUGAGAGUGACAAGAGGCAUUAUUUUGUUGAGAUCGUGCUGUCGAGGACCGGAUUCGUCGACGCAGGGUCUGAGCAUGCGCUGCAUCAGGCCUAUCUACUGCUACCUCUGGCUGUCUGCCCUGCUGGCUUCAUCGGACGAAACAAGUCGCAGGAAGCUGUACCACGUGCACUGCACUGGGACCACCUGACCAGCACGGUGACGUCGACAGAGACACCAUGGCACCCGGAUAAAAGCAGCAGCCUUUUCGACGUUACCUUCAGUGGACUUGGAAGCACUGAACGAGUACGGAUGCUGAUCGAAUUUUUUCUGAUCGCACAGCGGUGGCAGCGAAACCCAGCCAAUAUGUCGAUGGCGUCCACGCUACUACCGCCCCCGAAGCCUAUGGAUCCGUCGCACGACCCUUGGAUUGCCUGGAAAACUUGGAAAAUGACUUCAGACAGCAGCACUUCUACCGACAGACAUGACAUCUCACCACUUGACAUCCUGGACAUGGCAUCGGAGCAACAAAAAGACCCAUGGAUCGUCAUGGUGUUCGACUUUUUGUCAAAUCCUCCGGCAACUUCGGCACCUCGAGCGCUACGCCGACAGGUGCAGCAUUUCACAAUCCAGGAUGGACUUUUAUACCGCCGCAACUACCACAAUGAGGGCUGCAAAUGGCUUUUAGUAGUGCCUCGCCACCUACGACAAGAGUUCUGCUCCGCUUUUCAUUCUGACCCACAGUGUGGUCACGGCGGAGUGUCAAAAACUUGCACACGGCUUUGCCUACAAUAUUAUUAGCGAGGGAUGUACACCUUCGUCCACAAAUAUUUACGCUCCUGCAUUGCCUGCCAGCAAUGCCAAUGUGUCCCGCAUCUCUCCACCACAUCUCUCCAACCACUUCCCUGCCCAGCUCAGCCAUUUGACCGUGUCGGCAUUGAUAUCUAUGGGCCUCUUCCAUCUACUGGCGCGGGCAACCGAUGGAUUGUUGUCGCCGUAGAUCAUUUGACACGGUAUGCUGAAACCGCCGCCUUGCCUGCCGCAUCAGCAAAAAACAUCGCCUCGUUCAUUAUAAACAACUUCGUUCUCCGCCAUGGCACACCAUGUGAACUGUUGAGCGAUCGGGGCUGCGUAUUCCUCUCAGAUGUCCUGCAGUCACUCUUAUCUGAAUGCCAAAUUAUUCACCGCACUACUACUGCUUAUCAUCCACAGACCAAUGGCUUAACAGAACGAUUCAACAGAACUCUUGGUGACAUGCUAUCAAUUUAUGUUGCAUCUGACCACUCCAACUGGGACCUUGUACUUCCGUUCGUCACUUACGCAUAUAACACUGCCUCUCAAGCCACCACCGGAUUCUCACCAUUUUUUCUGCUUUACGGCCGGCCGCCAUCCCUCCAGCACCAUUGAUACAGUUCUCCCGUACCGGCUGGACCCUGCUGAAUGCUCACCUGUUUCUACGGUUGCUCAGCACGCCGAGAAAUGCCACCAACUGGCCCGUUCGUUGACGUCUGCUCAACAGUGCCGCCAAAAAGAAUGCCAUGACCUCAAUCCUCCCCCUCACCCCUUCCCCGUCGACUCACUCGUGUGGCUUUGGGUCCCGCCUGUUGCUGCUCCUGGCUUUUCGUCCAAGCUCCUCCCGAAGUACCACGGGCCCUACCGCGUAGUUGCACAAACAUCACCAAUGAACUACGUGGUCGAACCCGUAUCGCCAUCUUCCGAUCUGCGUCGUCGGGGGCGAGAGACUGUGCACAUUGACCGGCUGAAGCAGUAUUACGAUCCGCCCACCUCUUCCUAGGUUGCCAGGAUGGCUACUCUUCAAUUCCGGGGGGGAUUGUGACGAAGAAGAUCGGCAGGCUGAAAAGCCCCGUUGCCACCGCGUGGCACGUACCCAGUUCGUUCACUGGCUGCGCCCUACCUGCUGGUGCUGAGUUUGUCGCUGCUGCUCUACGAGCCGAAUAAACCCCCCUUACAGGGGGAUGAAACUGAAUGCAUCAAAAACUACCAGUAUCUCCUUCACUCACAAGAAAAAUGCGCUUCAGUUUACAUACACAAUAAACAAUAUAUCACUAAGAAAAUACGAGGAGGUCACAUAUCUCGGGGUCACUCCUACAAUGAAAUUAGAUUGGGAAACUCAUAUAAAUAAUAUGUAUGACAAGGCCCUAGGUAAACUACAUUUCUUGAGAAGAAAAGUUAGAAACACACCUCCUAGUGUUAAAUGCACACAGAACCCUCAUUAGACCCUCUUUAGAGUAUGCUGACAUUAUUUGGGCCCCACACCAGAAGUAUUUAACCGAGAAACUAGAACGCAUAAAGAACUUAGCAUUGAGAUUUAUAUAUUCACAAUAUUCACGUCAAACGAGCAUUACAAACCUGCGCGUCAAGGCUAACGUUCAAUCACUGGCUCAACGUAGAAUGAUUUCCAGAUUAAAAUUUCUAUGCUUACUUUAUCACGGCUCCUAUUGAGUACCACAAGUAACAUACAUUCAAGCGCCAUUCAGACUUUCUGCCUGAACCAACCAUAAUAAAUCAAUACGACACCAUCCCAGCCAUAAUAACACUCGCAAGUACUCUUUAUUCCCACACGCCAUUUCCCAUUGGAACAUACUACCCUCUAGAGCCGUAAAUUGCCCAUCUGCCAACGCAAUUAUUGACAGUAUUGAGAAUCUGGAAUUCGAAUGGUGAUAUUACCUGUAUUUCAUAUGCAGCCUCUGUAGAUGCAUUCUUAUGGUAAACGCUGUUUCGCCUGCUUCCCGGACGGCUCAUUUAAACAGUGUAUAUAUUUAUUGAGUAUGUUCAUUUUUGUGUGUGCUAAUGCUCUUUGUUUUGGAUACACUAGUUUAAGUUUAUUCUUUUUUUUGUACUGUAUUCCAUGUUGUAACCACUCCUGCAUGGGCCCGACGAUGGCCUGCAGUAUUGUAAAAUAAAUAAAUAAAUAAGAAUGCAAAAACAA
Molecule: messenger RNA, 3369 nt
Organism: Dermacentor albipictus
Lineage: Eukaryota; Metazoa; Arthropoda; Arachnida; Ixodida; Ixodidae
Source: RefSeq, a predicted model, not a curated record